CCUCCAUCUUUUCCCCAUUCUUCUUCUCCACGCCCCGACAGACCCAUCCCACCAUGUCGGUCGCAACCAUCACCACCAUCUCCCCCAUCACCAACCGUCCGCUUCUCAACCGUACCGGCGCCUCCCCGGAGGACAUUGUACGCAUCGCCGAGUCUGCCCAGGCGGCCUUUCGCUCUUUCUCCGAAUCCACCACUCUCAAGCAGCGCCAGGAGAUCGUCACCCGGGCUCUGGACAUUCUCGAGAAAAGGAAAGAUGAGCUAGCUAAGGAGAUUACCGACCAAAUGGGCCGGCCCAUUGCCUACACCGGAGUCGAAGUCGCGACCGCCAUCAAGCGCAGCCGUUACCUCGCCCGCAUCAGCGACACGGUCCUCGGCGAAGAGAGCGUUAUACCAGGCGAAGAAGAAGAGGGCUUUAAGCGAUACAUCAAGCGAAAGCCUGUUGGCGUGAUCCUGAUCAUUUUUGCCUGGAAUUACCCCUACCUUGUCCUCGUCAACAGCCUGAUCCCCGCCAUUCUAGCCGGCAACGCCGUGAUUCUUAAACCAUCCCCGCAGACCCCCACCAUCGCCGAGCAAGUCGCCGCGGCGUUCCACGAGGCGGGUCUCCCUAAAGACGCCCUUCAAUACGUACACUCCGGCUCUGCCACCCUCCUCGAAAGCCUCGUCCGCUCGCCCUCCAUCAACCACAUCUGCUUCACCGGGUCUGUGGAAGGCGGGCUCGCCACGCAGCGAGCUGCAUCAGACCGCAUCGUCAACGUCGGGCUAGAACUUGGCGGCAAGGACCCGGCGUACGUGCGCGAUGACGUGGACCUUGCGUGGGCGGCGGCAGAGAUCGUCGACGGGGCGAUCUUUAACAGUGGGCAGAGCUGUUGUGCGAUCGAGCGGGUCUACGUGCAUCAGAAUGUCUACGAAGGGUUUGUGGCGGAGGUGAAGAAGGUGCUGAGUGGGUAUAAGCUUGGGAAUCCGUUUGACAAGGAGACGCAGAUCGGACCUGUGAUUUCGAAACGGGCCAAGGAGGGGAUCGAGCUGCAUAUUGCCGAUGCGUUGGAGAAGGGCGCAAAGGAUGAGACGCCACCGAACGAAAGCUUUGAGAAUCCCCCGUCGGAGGGGAACUAUGUCAAGCCUACGCUGUUGACGGGGGUUACCCAUAAGAUGCGUGUCAUGACGGAGGAGACGUUCGGGCCGGUGAUUCCGGUGAUGAAGGUCGAGGAUGACGAGGAGGCGAUCAAGUGGAUGAACAGUAGUGACUUUGGCCUGACGGCGAGCGUGUGGACGAAAGAUAUCGCGGCUGCGGAGGACUUGAUCGAGCGAAUCGAGGCGGGAACGGUGUUUAUCAAUCGAUCGGAUUAUCCUAGUCCGGACCUAGCCUGGACGGGCUGGAAGAACUCAGGACGCGGCGUGACGCUCAGUCGAUUCGGGUUCGAGCAGUUUGUCAAGCUGAAGAGCUACCACGUGAAGGAGUAUCCGAAAUAGACGCUUGGUGCAUUUGCAGAUAGACGAUAAUGCUUUGUAAUGGCUUGAAUGACAUUGAUGUGACAAUGAU
This is a messenger RNA of Aspergillus ibericus CBS 121593, 1539 nucleotides long. RefSeq names its product aldehyde dehydrogenase family protein. The transcript is spliced from 3 exons. Gene Ontology annotation, molecular function: aldehyde dehydrogenase (NAD+) activity. The coding region runs from base 54 to 1469 and encodes 471 amino acids. Lineage: Eukaryota; Fungi; Ascomycota; Eurotiomycetes; Eurotiales; Aspergillaceae. The record is from RefSeq and is a predicted model, not a curated record.